AUGUCAACGGACUUGCACUUGCCUGUCAAUCUUGACGGACUUGAUUGUUUCAAUACGUCAAUCAAUACGGAUUCUCUUUCCUGUGGAAAUGCUAUCUACCUGGAAGGAAGGUUUGUUUCCCGAAGGAAGGAGAUGGAGAUUCUUUCGCUGGAGAGAUACUUUCUCAUUGGAGAGGAGAUACUUUCUCUUUUCGGGCUCGAAAUCUGUCCUGUCGAUUUCUCUGAUUUAAGGGCGCAAGCACAAUACUGCACUCUCCCUGCUUGCUCGCCCGAUCCGUCGAUCUUCUCGAGAGGAGCAGUUCAAAUCACCCUGUACGGAUCCAUUGGGAUCACCUAG
Messenger RNA from Zea mays, 336 nucleotides. NCBI's taxonomy places the organism in Eukaryota, Viridiplantae, Streptophyta, Magnoliopsida, Poales, Poaceae. The record is from the annotation of a RefSeq genome assembly.